Molecule: messenger RNA, 1386 nt
Organism: Astyanax mexicanus (Mexican tetra)
Lineage: Eukaryota; Metazoa; Chordata; Actinopteri; Characiformes; Acestrorhamphidae
Exons: 8
Coding region: 51-1034 (327 amino acids)
Biological process (GO): non-canonical Wnt signaling pathway; canonical Wnt signaling pathway
Cellular component (GO): plasma membrane
Molecular function (GO): Wnt-protein binding; Wnt receptor activity
Source: RefSeq, a predicted model, not a curated record
UAGGAUUGGACAGGAGAAAAAUUCCUCUCCAGCUCGUCACAGACCCUUACAUGUUUAGUGUGGUCAGUGCGGGACAGUCAGCAUCAGAAAAAGACUGUAACUUCCAGAAAAUGGAGUUUGUUCGAGUUAGUAGGAGUACUAUCCCUUUGCUUCUUUUUACAUUAAGCCUUCUUCUUUCACUAUCUCCUGGACAGCCUAAGGAGAAGAGGAAGGACAGCAACCCUCCACCGUCCACAGGGAUAUGUGAACGCAUCCAGACUCCAGUCUGCCAAGGCUUAUCCUACAGCCACACCGUGAUGCCUAACAUCCUCGGCCAUAAAAACCAAGAAGAAGCUGGUCUGGAGAUUCAUCAGUUUUACCCACUGAUAAAAGUGCAGUGUUCUCAUGACAUGCAGAAGUUCCUUUGCUCUGUCUACUUUCCGGAGUGUGUGAAUGGUUUAGCCAAACCAGUGUGUAGGACCACCUGUGAGUCAGCUAAACAAGGCUGCGUUGCGCUCAUGAACAAGUUUGGCUUCAGUUGGCCAAGUCCACUGGAAUGCGAAUCCUUCUCUACUGAGUCUUGUAAUGAGAGUUUCACUGCUCCUGAAAUCCAAAAGAAACUGGUUGAAAUGGGCCACACUGUUGGAGAUCAAGUUUUGAGUCUUCAGACUGUUCGCAUCUUGGUGUCCCUCAAGGAUGUCGACAGAUCAGGAAAACUGAACGACCAUAAAUUCCAGGAGCUGCAGAGUUACGUCUCAGGUGUCAAGAAUGAAUACCUGAAUUUUCAAAGAGAGAAAAGUGGCGCAGUGGAUGAGAGUCAAAUGAAGAGUGCCCUCACAGCUCAUGACCUGCGGCUGAAUAACCUCAAUUUCAGCUUGCUGUGGGACAGAUACAGCACCGCAGGGCAGAUCAGCUAUGAUGACUUUGUGGCCAUUCUUGGAAGACUGGAGACCCUGAAAGAGCGUUUUAAGUCUCAUCGGAUGACGAAUUUGCCAUGUGACUGUGUGAUGGCUAGCUUUUCCCUGGAUGAUUUCAUCAGGGACACUCUCCUGUGAAGCGUGCUCUGCACAGAUGUUGAGAAAGGAUCCUUGAUCACCUCUGAACCCACUCAAUUUUUAACCCCACUCAAUUUAUAGAAGACACAUAACGGAACUUGAAUCUAUGACCAUAGUUCUUCUAAAAGUAGCAUAGUGGUAUGAAGUGGUAGUUGAUUUGUUUUUUUUUAUAAAUUUUGUACAUGACAAUGAAACAAUAAAGAGAAUAUGUUGGAAACCAAGUUACAGAGAAUUAAAAAACAGAGGAAAGAAAAUGUACAACACUAUCACACCUUGCUUAUAUCUGUUUACUGGUACCACUACUAUACUGAGACCAUAUAAUCAACAAUUAAUAAAUAUUUUUUAAUACUGA